AUGGAGUUUUUUCCACCAAAUCUGCAUACCACCACCUGUCAAACUGCCAGCAAGAAGAGUGCAAUAGCAAACCGUCUACAUCUGCUCCCUCGUCCUCCUGGAAUCAAGUCCCCACCAAGGUCUGGAAGCGUGUGCGGUCUUGCCAAACUCUUUCGAAGAUUAGGAGCUUCUUAUGGAGAAGCUGCGCCCAGGGUCUGGCUACAGGGGAAGCUCUCCAAAAAAGGAAGAUUCUCGCUGACCCUUCCUGCCAACGCUGCAAAUCCUGCAAUAAAGGGAACGAAAAUACAAGCUGUCAUGUUCAAUGGCACUGUAGAUAAAUUUGAUGAAAUACUAUUUAUUGGGAAGAGCUAUUUUAUAAGUAAUGGAUUGGUUAAAAGAGUAAAUCCAAAUUUCAAAAGCGUGAAUACUGAAUAUGAAUUGACUCUAAACAACACAUCAGUUGUUGAAGAAGUUGAGGAUUGUAUGAAUGUUACAAACAUGAUAUACAAUUUCGUUAAGCUGAGCGAAUUGAAAAAUCAUAGUAACAAGGAUAAAAAUUUAUUUGAUGUUGUUGGAAUCGUUAUAAAUGUUAAAAAUUUGGGAAGCAUAAUAACAACAAAAAACAAUGACAAAAGAAAUAAAAGAGAAAUUGAGAUCAUUAAUAUGGAGUCUGAUCCAAUAAUGUUGACAGUGUGGGGAGAAUAUGCAACAAAUAAAGAGAGUAAAUUAAUGGAUAUUCAAUCAGAAAAACUUGUUGUUGCAUUCUCAUCAAUUGCAGUAUCAAAAUAUCAAGGAUUCUCUUUUUGUUCAACUGGAUCAACGAUAAUUGAGAUAAAUCCUGACAUUUCAGAAUCAAAAGAAUUACAAAAAUGGUCAACAAUAGAAAUUGAAAUUAAGAAAAUAAAGCAAACCAAAUCAAGAGAUACAAAAUACACAGAAGCAGAGCAUGACAAGUGGUUCUAUAUUAAAGGAAUGACAACAAAGAUCGAGAAUGAAGAACCCUGGUACAACGCAUGUGCUAAUUGUAAUAAGAAGAUCCAAUCAAGAGGAAAUAGUGUAACAUGCGAUAAAUGUGGAAAGGAAGAUGUACAAUGUAGACCAAAGUACAUGGUAAGAUUCAGGGUUACAGAUUCAUCAGACACAAUAACUAUUACAAUAUUUGAUGAUAUUGAAACAGUUAUAGGUUGCUCAGCAAGUGAAUAUGUGGAAUCAACAGAGAAGUACAAAAAUAAAUUACAUUCUUGCGUGUCCAAGAUUUACUAG
Telopea speciosissima is the source of this 1242-nucleotide messenger RNA. RefSeq names its product replication protein A 70 kDa DNA-binding subunit B-like. Gene Ontology annotation, molecular function: DNA binding. Bases 1 to 1242 code for a protein of 413 amino acids. NCBI's taxonomy places the organism in Eukaryota, Viridiplantae, Streptophyta, Magnoliopsida, Proteales, Proteaceae. The transcript has 9 exons. Gene Ontology annotation, biological process: DNA repair; DNA replication; DNA recombination. Gene Ontology annotation, cellular component: nucleus. The record is from RefSeq and is a predicted model, not a curated record.